Chenopodium quinoa (quinoa) is the source of this 1698-nucleotide messenger RNA. RefSeq lists its product as uncharacterized. The coding region runs from base 1 to 1698 and encodes 565 amino acids. The record is from RefSeq and is a predicted model, not a curated record. Gene Ontology annotation, molecular function: RNA-DNA hybrid ribonuclease activity; nucleic acid binding. The transcript has a single exon. NCBI's taxonomy places the organism in Eukaryota, Viridiplantae, Streptophyta, Magnoliopsida, Caryophyllales, Amaranthaceae.
AUGAAGUUGGUAAUUAUUAAUUAUGUUCUCAUUGCUACUUUCAACCAUGUGCUUUUUGUCUUCAAAGUUCCUGCUACUAUUUGUGAUCGAAUUGACUCGUUAUUGUCUCGAUUUUGGUGGAAAUCUAAUAAGGAUUCUCGGGGGCUUUCUAUGGUUUCCUCUUCACUGUUACAUCUCCCUAAAGGUUUAGGAGGUUUAGGUAUUCGUCAUAUUCAUUCUUUUAAUCUGGCUUUGUUAGCAAAGCAAGUUUGGAGGUUGCGGUUUAAUCCACAGCUUUUGGCUUCUCGGGUCCUUAAAGCUAAGUAUCCUGCUUUACUUUCUUCCAAACCUCUGAUUUCUUCUCCUCGUCCUUCUUGGGGUUGUCGUGGUUUGUUGGAAGGUGGUAGAGCUUUAUCUCAGGGUCUGGCCUGGAAGAUAGGCUCAGGUACCCAGGUUAGUAUUUUACAGGAUUACUGGGUGCCUAAUAUUAAGGUUGAAUUCAAGGAUUGUAUUCCUGUGGAGGAUCGUCCUUUGAUGGUGUCUGAUUUAUUACUCCAUGAUACUGGGAUAUGGAAUUUGUCGUUAAUUCGGCAGCUCUUUCCUGUUUCUGUUGCUUCGGUUAUUCUUGGGCUUGAGCGGCCAAAGCAACAUAUUGAUGAUUUUGUUUACUGGAAAUAUAAUAGGGAUGGGGCUUUUUUGACUAAAUCGGCAUAUGCUGCUCUUGUAUCUCAACACAUUUCGUUUAGGAGUGUGACUACUGAUUCCUCUUGGUGGAAGCGUUUUUGGGGUCUUCCCAUUCUCCCUAAGUGGAAAAUGUUGGCCUGGAAGGUUUUACACAAUGCCUUUCCAACGGCAGAUGUUCUAGCUCUUAGGGGCAUUCCGAUUGAUGCUACUUGCAUAUUUUGUCAUGGUUCUUCGGAAUAUGUGGUUCAUCUUUUUCGGGAAUGUCCUUUUACUUCGCGUUUGUGGAAUUCUCUUGCCUCUACUUCAUCUCCUUUGCCUGAGGUUCCUUUUCUUUUUUCUGAUUGGUUUACUUCUAUUAUUACUAGUUAUGCUUCUUCUAAGCAUUGGCUUGCUUUGGAUCGUUUCUUUGGGAUGUGUUGGGCUAUCUGGAUUACUAGGAAUAAUGUUCGUUUUCGUUCAGUAGUCUUUUCCCCCCAGUGUAUUUUGGAUCUUGCAUUGGAAUGGAGUGUUAGAAGUGGUAAGGCUCGUGAAAUGGCUGCUUGUUGUCCCGGUAUUCCUCCUGGGUUCUCGUCUUAUCCUACUUGGCAAGUGUUAAGGGGUGAAGCUUCUGUUUUAUGGGAAUGUGAUGUUCUGAUGUGUUUUGAUGGGGCAUGGGAUCGAGGGAAUUAUAGUGCUGGUGCGGCCUGGUGUUUUUUGGAUCCGGUUUCUUCUCGUUGUAUUGGGGGUGGUGCUCGAGUUUGUAUGGCUAGUUCUGCUCUUCAUUCUGAAUUGUUGGCAUGUCUUUUUGGUCUUAAACAUGCUCGGCAACAGGGUAUUGUCAGCCUCUGCCUCCUUACUGAUUGUUUGUCGGUUCCUAAGAUGAUUCAGUUUGCUACGUCGGAUAUUUCGCUGAUCUGGACGAUUCAGGAAAUUAGGGAUGUUAUUUCUUCCUUUUCUUCUUGUCAUAUUCGUAAGGUUUCCAGGUCUUCGAUUGGUGAAGCUCAUUCGCUUGCAGGUGCAGCAAGGCGUAGAAUUUUACUUUGUUUUAGUUUUUAG